GCAGUGCGCGGGGGCUGGCUUCGGGCCGGUCAGCUGUUCCUUCACCAUGCCCGGGAUGGUGCUCUUCGGUCGGCGCUGGGCCAUAGCUAGCGACGACUUGGUGUUCCCCGGGUUCUUCGAACUGUUCCUCAGAGUGCUGUGGUGGAUUGGCAUUCUGACUUUGUAUCUCAUGCACAGAGGGAAGCUGGACUGUGCUGGUGGAGUCCUGCUCAGCAGUUACAUGAUCGUUCUCAUUGUUCUCCUGGCAUUUGUUAUAUGUAAUGUGUUAGCUAUUGUUUGUGUCAGCAUGAAAGGAACCAUUUGUAACCCUGGACCACGGAAGUCUAUGUCUAAGCUGCUUUACAUCCGCCUAGCACUCUUUCUGCCAGAGAUGGUCUGGGCUUCUCUGGGCGCCGCCUGGGUAGCAGAAGGUGUUCAGUGUGACAAGACAGUUGUGAAUGGCAUCAUUGCAACCGUCAUUGUCAGUUGGAUCAUCAUCGUCGCCACUUUGGUUACCAUUAUCAUUGUCUUUGACCCACUGGGGGGGAAAAUGUCCCCAUAUUCCUCUGCUGGUCCCAGUCACCUGGAUAGUCAUGAAUCAAGCCAGUUAUUUAAUGGCCUCAAGACCGCAGCUACAAGCGUGUGGGAAACCAGAAUCAAGUUCUUGUGCUGUUGCAUUGGGCAAGACGACCAUACUCGAGUUGCUUUUUCGAGUACGGCAGAGCUUUUCUCAACCUACUUUUCAGACACAGAUCUGGUGCCUAGUGACAUCGCAGCAGGCCUUGCUCUUCUUCAUCAGCAACAGGACAAUAUCAGUAAUAACCAAGAGCCUGCCGAGGUGAUCACCCACUCCCCAGAGCCCUCCCAGGAAGCUGAUUUGGAUGCAGAAUUAGAAAAUUGCCGUCAUUAUAUGCAGUUUGCAGCAGCUGCCUAUGGGUGGCCUCUGUACAUUUAUAGAAACCCAUUUACAGGGCUGUGCAGGAUUGGUGGUGACUGUUGCAGAAACAGAACAACAGACUAUGACUUGGUUGGAGGUGAUCAGCUCAAUUGUCAUCUUGGCUCCAUCCUGCAAACAACAAAGCUACAGUACAGGGAUUUCAUUCACAUAAGCUUUCAUGACAAGGUAUAUGAGCUGCCUUUUUUAGUGGCUCUGGAUCACAGGAAAGAGUCUGUUGUGGUAGCUGUGCGAGGGACCAUGUCUCUCCAGGACAUCCUUACCGAUCUGUCAGCAGAGAGUGAGACCCUGGACUUAGAGUGUGAGGUGGAAGACUGUUUGGCGCACAAGGGCAUUUCUCAAGCUGCCAGAUAUAUUUACCGACGACUCAACGAUGAUGGGAUUUUGAGCCAAGCAUUCAGUGUUGUUCCUGAAUACCGCCUUGUCAUAGUGGGGCACAGCCUGGGGGCGGGAGCUGCAGCCCUGGUAGCCAUCAUGCUCAGAAACGUGUACCCACAAGUCAGGUGUUAUGCCUUUUCUCCUCCCCGGGGGCUGUUAAGCAAAUCUCUUCAUGAAUACUCCAAGAACUUUAUUGUGUCACUUGUCCUGGGAAAGGAUGUGAUUCCCAGGUUAAGUGUGACCAACUUGGAAGAUUUGAAGAAAAGAAUCUUGCGAGUGAUUGCUCAUUGUAAUGAGCCUAAGUACAAGAUCUUGCUGCAGGGGUGUUGGUACGAACUGUUUGGGGGGAACCCCAGUAACUUUCCAACGGAGCUAGAGGGGGCCAACCAGGGAGACCUGACGCAGCCUCUUCUCGGGGAGCAGACUCUGCUGACACACUGUUCUCCAGCAUACAGCUUCUCCAGUGACUCCCCUCUGGACUCUCCCCACAAGUAUCCCCCUCUGUACCCUCCGGGCAGGAUCAUCCACCUGGAGGAAGAGGGCUCCUCAGGGAGGUUUGGCUACUGUUCUACUGCUCAGUACAGUGCAAAGUGGUCACAUGAAGCACAGUUCAGCAAAAUACUCAUAGGCCCAAAGAUGCUAACAGACCACAUGCCAGACAUCUUGAUGAGAGCCUUGGACAGGGUGGUCUCUGACAGAGUGGCACAUGGAGGGGCCUCUAAUGUGGAUGUGGUGUAACUAGGGCUACUGGAAACCGCCCUGGGAGUGAUGGACCUGUGCUUUUGUUCUUAAACUGACUUGACGUCCGAGUGAUGUCCAUGAUGCCGUACAUUGUAUGUCCAUCAGCAGGAAUCUGAUCAGUAGUAAAUUCGAUGGCCUUCUAAAUGACUGAACAAUUUAUGUGAAAUAAUUUUGAUUGUAGUAUUAGCAGAAUCAGGAGUCAGGAGACAAGUGUUCAGGUGAUGGGACACCAGAGACAGUGGACAUGGAAAGCGCCUUGGGAAGCCCUGUUUCCCUGGCCUGCAGGCCCAUCUGAGAACUGCCCCACGAGGGUGGGAUCCAACAGCCGGUUUGAAGAACAUAACCAUUCUGUGGACACCACCCUUCAGCCAACCCUUUUCACUGACAGGGUCUUGUCCUAUCACCGUUGAGCUGAGUCUGAACUUGGCUAACAGGUGUGCAACUUAUUUUUCAAAUGGUUUCCCUAGCUAUGCAUGCAAUACUCUGUGAGGGUGCAGGCUGGGCUGCUCUCCUGGGUGGCACCAAGGGCAGCCCUGAGCUCCAGUUGGGAAUGGAGACAAAACCAGGUUGGGGAAGUGAGUGGAGAUGACUCCUGCCCUCCUCUGAGCCUCUGCACUCUAGCUCCUUGUUUACACUGUUUUUUACUUUUCUGGCUCUAGCUGGCCAGUGGAUUCAGAUGGAAUUAAAAAAUAAAGUGUU
Cynocephalus volans (Philippine flying lemur) is the source of this 2752-nucleotide messenger RNA. RefSeq names its product diacylglycerol lipase beta (gene DAGLB). Bases 47 to 2050 code for a protein of 667 amino acids. Gene Ontology annotation, biological process: arachidonate metabolic process; diacylglycerol catabolic process; neurogenesis. The record is from RefSeq and is a predicted model, not a curated record. Gene Ontology annotation, cellular component: cytoplasm; plasma membrane. NCBI's taxonomy places the organism in Eukaryota, Metazoa, Chordata, Mammalia, Dermoptera, Cynocephalidae. Gene Ontology annotation, molecular function: triacylglycerol lipase activity. The transcript has 15 exons.